Molecule: messenger RNA, 2541 nt
Organism: Aedes aegypti (yellow fever mosquito)
Lineage: Eukaryota; Metazoa; Arthropoda; Insecta; Diptera; Culicidae
Product: venom dipeptidyl peptidase 4
Exons: 8
Coding region: 245-2473 (742 amino acids)
Biological process (GO): proteolysis
Molecular function (GO): dipeptidyl-peptidase activity; serine-type peptidase activity
Source: RefSeq, a predicted model, not a curated record
UCCGAACAAUGCCUCCUCCGUUUUGGUAUUGAGUCUUGAGCACGGAGAUAAGAUUAACACCCUCACCCGUCGCGUCAGAUCAAAUUCGAGUGUUCCGAGAGGGGGUGCAAUUCGCGAACCAGUUCGUAGAGUUCUGUAGACCAAAGUUGGUGUCGGUGGAUAAAUAGUUCGGAUUGGCGGAAUCUCUCUGAUACAUAACCGCUUAAUCACGUGAUCAUUUUCCUGAAGACUGAACGGGCGAAACAUGAAGACGAUUCUUCUGGCCAUAGGGGCCAUUCUGGUGGCAACGGGAGAUGGGGCGCCCAGACAGAUUCAGCAAUUGAAGGACUUUUCAUUGAGCGAAGUCAUCCCCAACCAAUUCAGCCAACGGGGGUUCAACGGAAGCUGGUUGUCGGAAAAGGAGUUUGUCUAUCGCAACCAAAAGGGUGACUACGUUAAGUAUAAUGUCGAGAACCAGUCGGAAACUGUAGUCCUUGAAGCCAGUCGUUUGGACAAUUGGACCGGUGCUUCAGUACAAUUUAUCAAACCGGAGGUAGACAAAGUUUUGAUUCGAUAUGACACAAAAACUAUCUUCAGACAUUCAACGCUCUCCAAAUUCGUCGUAAUGGAUCUCAAUUCUGGGAACACUUAUGACGUCGCCAAUGCGGAAGAUAUAUCAGUUUGUACGGUCUCGCCGAAUGGACAAUCCUUGGCAUACGUAAAGGACAACAAUGUCUAUUAUCGUGCAGCGAUCCUAAGCACAACCGAGAUUUCCUUAACUACCGAUGGAGUGCCUGGAGUGAUUUACAACGGAGCCCCCGAUUGGGUUUACGAAGAGGAAGUCUUCGGAUCGGACUCUACGCUCUGGUUCUCGGCUGAUGGAAGUCACAUUGCUAUGGCCAGCUUCGACGAUACCAAAGUGAAGGAGUUCUCGUAUCACAUGUACGGUGACCCGCAAGACCCAGAAUUCCAAUACCCGGAGGAGUACAAAUUGCGGUACCCCAAGGUCAAUACCACCAACCCUACGGUCCACCUGAGGGUCAUGAACCUGGCAGACCCAACGAAGUGGUUUGAGCUACCAGCUCCGGAAGCGAUCGUUACCGACGAUCAUAUCCUCGGCACAGUUAACUGGAUCGGAAACGACCUUGGUGCAAUUUGGAUGAACCGUAGACAGAACAUCGCUACCUAUCAGCGCUGCAAUGUACAAACUCAAGCCUGCAGCGAGAUUGUCGGAGUCAAUGAACCCAACGGUUGGUACAUUCUGUACACACCACGCUGUACCAAGAGCGGUGAUCGCUGUUUCUUCCUGGGUAACGCCAACGGUUGGCAACGCAUCUGGGAACUGAACGGAAGCGGCGUGACCUACAAAUCUCCAGAGGAAUACACCGUCACCAGUAUCAACGGCUACGAUGAAGCCAAGAACAACCUCUACUACACCGCAGUUCCAGCCAAUGCUCCUCAAACAAGACACGUCUUCCGUGAUGAAGACUGCAUAACUUGCAGUCUCCUCAAGGACAAGUUCAGUAACGACGCUGCCUGCAACUACGCUAGCAUUUCCUUCAGCACCGACUUCUCGUACUUUGUGGCCACUUGCUCUGGCCCUACUCCAUCGUACACCCAAAUCUACCGAACCGACGGCCAACAGUUCAUCAGCGACUGGGAAACCAACGAACAGCUGCGCACCAAAUUGACCGAGUACAAGGAAACUCAGGUUCGCUUUCUCAAGGUCCCGGUAGAAGGCGGAUUCGAAGCAUCCGUCCGGUUCUACCUCCCGCCGGAAAUCGACUUCGAAAAUCCUGCCAGCAACAAGGAAAAGUAUCCGAUGAUCGUUCAGGUGUACGGUGGACCAAACUCUGCUCGAGUUAUCGACACAUUCACCGUUGGAUUCGGGAAUUACCUGACUACGACCAAGAAGACCAUCUACUGUCAGAUUGAUGGACGCGGCAGUGCCAACCAGGGCAACAAGUUCCUGUUCUCCAUCAACAACAAGCUGGGAACGGUGGAGAUUGAGGAUCAGAUUGCCGUGACGCGGUAUCUCCAGGAGAAGUACAGCUUUAUCGAUCGGGACCGGACGGGUAUUUGGGGCUGGAGCUACGGUGGCUUCGUGACGUCCAUGGCCCUGGAGAAGGAUAAUGGAAACGUUUUCAAGUGCGGAAUAUCGGUUGCUCCCGUCACCUCGUGGAUGUUCUACGAUUCGAUCUACACGGAGCGGUACAUGGGAUUGCCGCAGGCCGGAGACAACAAGGAGGGAUACGAGAAGAGCGAUGUGAGUCAGUUUGUGGACGGAAUGAGGAAUCACAUGUUCCUGUUGAUUCACGGCAAUGCCGAUGAUAAUGUGCACUACCAGAACUCGAUGGUGUUCGUGCGGGCGUUGGUCGAUGAGGAUAUUGAAUUUGAGCAAAUGUCGUACCCGGAUGAAGAUCAUGGACUUGGAGGUGUUCAAAGGCAUCUGUACCAUACGAUGGACAACUUCUGGAAUCAAUGUUUCGCUUAAGUUGAUAUGUUGUUAUUAUUGUUGCCAUUGAUUAAAUAGAUGACCAUUAGACAUUUCUAUUAAAUAUU